CCUUGUCGAUUGCAGGUGCGUACAUUGCAAUUUGUGAACGAUGAAACCCACGUAGGUCGUACAAAUCAAAGGAAUGAUGGCUGCAAUCUAUGAAACGAUGUUCCGAAAGAUUGACAUGUUUGCUGAUAGCAUCGCAAAUUCCCAAGCGUUCCGUAUAACGUUCUUCUAUCCGACGUUUAAUUGAGUUUACCAAUACAGCUCACGGUCAAGGCUUGCCUUCUUUGCUAUUGCUUUUGUCGAACUUGAAAAUAUCCACGAAAUGCUUGCAUKCAUUACAUGUUGCACAGAAAUGGCAGGUUUUUCGGGGAGGCCCGAUCGCUUUCUGGGUGUUCAUUUUUUCAAUCCGGUUCAGGUACGCUAUUCUUAUUGGUUMGGCAGARAGGAUUUGUAAUAUUGGUUUUCUAGCAAAUUUCUAUGGCSGGUCGAAAGAUCCAAAACCUCGUUGGCACGGCUAAAAAUGAUUGUUGCAUCGUUCGACUCCUUUCCACGAUAUCACCCACCCAUCUACCCGAUGGCAAUGUUUUAGCUAAUGAAAGUUGUAGAGGUCAUCGAAACAAAUGAGACGGACCCCACUGUUCUAGAAAAAGGCAUGAAAUGGGUGGAAGAAAUUGGCAAAGUAUCCGUCUUGUGCAAGGACACGCCAGGUACGUUUCUUUCGAAAGCGAGCGAACAAAACGAUUUUGCAACGCAACGACGCAUACAYGAUUCAUUGCUUUGCUUGUGUUUCCUUGCCUCAAUUCUUCGUCCGCCCUCCCUUUAAACACUGCACUAGGCUUUAUUGUGAAUCGAAUUCUUGUUCCGAGCUUGAUGCAAUCCAUGGCCGUCGUGGACCGCAAAGAGGCUAGCGUAAAGGACGUAGACGUUGCGAUGAAGUUGGGCUGCGGUCACCCAAUGGGACCUUUGCACCUAGCCGACUACAUUGGGCUCGACACCUGCCAUUCGAUUGUAMAGGGAUGGACGGAAAACUUUCCAGACGAGCCCGCCUUUUUCAUUCCUGCUUGCCUACAAGAGAAAAUCGACGCUGGAGAUCUAGGAAGAAAAACCGGCAAGGGAUUUUAUCACUGGGAAGGCGAUAGAAGGGGCGAUCCCGUAGAGUAGAUUGGUAGUUAAGCUACAAGUUGUAUCUCUGUAAAUCAAGUAAUGGUAACCAU
Pseudo-nitzschia multistriata is the source of this 1151-nucleotide messenger RNA. The record is from the annotation of a GenBank genome assembly. Lineage: Eukaryota; Bacillariophyta; Bacillariophyceae; Bacillariales; Bacillariaceae.